AUAUUAUUUUGUUGAAUCAAAUAAUUUUCUAUACCGAGAUUACUUGCAAUUUAUGUAACUGAGACGUGAUUGGUUUUGAUUAAUUCUAAGUGGGUAUAGUAGAUAACACGUGUACUAUGUAAGCAUAUCCAGUAGAGCGUUGUUCGCUAUACCCCCUUUUUUCGGUUGAUAACUAGUCGAGACUAAGUUCGAUGUAAUCGAAAUUACACAAGAGUAACAUUUCACAGAUAAUAAAACACAAUCGAAGUGAACGGCAAGUUGUGAGAAAUUACGAUUGUGAUUAGCGAAAAAUUAUGUCUGUCCUGAGAAUUCUACAAAAGUUAAAAAAUUCCGCCCAGAAAAGACCGUUACUCUUCAAUUCUAUGAUUUAUGGUUCUUUUUAUACUGGUGCCGAAUUUACACGACAAACAUAUAGCAGAAUAUUUAAGUUUCCGUUACCGCCAGUGUCGGAAGAUAACGUAGAAUUGAACACGAUCGAGAACAAGAAACCACUACUUGUUUGGACAAAUAAAUUUAACGAAACAUUGGGUUUACUGGAUGAAAAAAGCUCAGCGGAAUUAACAGAUUACAAUUGGCCACAACUUAAGCGAUAUGCUAUCUAUGGUUGUUUCAUUGCAGGACCGGUGUUACAUGGAUGGUACAAAUGGUUAGACGCGUUCUACAAAGGCACGGCAAUGAAGAUAGUUCUUACAAAGCUUUGCGUCGACCAAUUUGUUCUUACUCCACCGUUGAUUAUAGUAUUUUUUAUCAGUAUGAGCUUAAUGGAAGGCAAGCAGGAUAUUUUUAACGAAUGCAAAGCGAAAUUUCUUCAAACGUUUAAGACCUCGUGUAUGUAUUGGUUGCCAGUUCAGUUUUUGAACUUUCUAUUGAUACCAGCAACGUUACGAGUUUCCUUCGUCAGUGUGGCAGCCUUUUGCUGGGUGAAUAUUCUUUGCUAUUUGAAAAGCGCACCAAUGAUCGACCACGAUAACAACAACCAGAUGAAAUAUUAGUCUCUUAAAUUAUUCUCGAAAAAGUUGAACAUUCACGUUUAUUGAAAGAUAGACUUCUAUCGAAAAACACCGCACAACAAUUGACAUAUCAAACGUAGCUAAAUGAAUAUUAUAUUAAUCUUGCAUGAGUCAAUUUCAUGCUAAUAUGCCAAAAAUAAGAUUACAAUUUCUUAGUUUAGUAUGGAUAUUAUAACAAAUAGUUUUUAAAAUUUGAAUCGAAUUCAAUGGAUUUUCACAGUAAAUUCGCUUUUACCAAUAUUUCAAAAUAGUCAAAAUCAAAUUUACUAUUAUCCGUAGAAACGUAUUUUCAAUAUGCAUAUAAUUGCUAUUACUGAAAAUAUUACCUUUUAUCUUUUAAACGAUCAAAGUAUUUUUAGACGUCCAUUAGUUACAUUCGCAUAGUACGUACGUAUGAAUACGUAUAAUUUAAUACAGUCUUUUUCAUGUAUAUUAUGAAAGAAUCGACUCAUUGUAUCAAUAUGUAAAUUUUGUAAGUAAAAUCGCACUUUACAUUAAAGGCGAUGCAGGAUUAUAAACAUUCCGUAACGAAUUUAUCUAUAUAAAAAUUGCGAUAGACCAAUUACGUAAUUUAAUUUAUAUGUAUUAUAUUGUGGUCACAAAAAAAUGCGAUUAAUAGGCCAUAGAAAUUUAUUAUUUUCGUACAGAAUAUCGUUGCUGUCUGCGUUAUAUUUAUUUUAAAAACCUAAGUAAAUCGAUGAUGAUUUAAAAAAAAAGGAAAAUACUGUGAAAUAAUAGAUCAAACGAAAUUUCAACGUUCAUAAAAUUUAAGUUUGCUACUCCCUACACGUUACAUUACACAACACUUACUUUAAACAAGAUGCUUCCAUAUUCCGUAGAAUUUGAUAAGUUGUCAACUAUAAGCAAAUAAAUAUUAUCUAGAUAAUUAAGUAAAAAUUGUUCAUUGUUUAGCAUGUAACACUGUCAGUUUUGACAGUAAGCAAAAAUCAGUCCGUGAUAAAUGUAUCGUCAAAGAUUGUAUUAACUUCAUGUUAUAUUUGAUUUAUAUUAAUUUCAUAUUAUGUCUUGUGUAAAUGUGUACACAGAUUUACCACGUAUGCGCAAAGUACCAUCAAAGUACAAUUCGAUAUAUUUGAUUCAUUUGGAAUUACUAUUUGCUUAUGUUAUGUUUCUAAAUUUAUUGGCAAUGAUCGUACAAGAAUACUGACAAUUGCCUUAUAUUUUAUUAAAAGAUUUUUUAUAAUGCUAUGUAUAUGCAUGAGAUAUAACGUGUAUUUUUACGAAUAAAUACGUAUAUAGGAUUCGACGGUA
Molecule: messenger RNA, 2282 nt
Organism: Megachile rotundata (alfalfa leafcutting bee)
Lineage: Eukaryota; Metazoa; Arthropoda; Insecta; Hymenoptera; Megachilidae
Product: N-acetyltransferase 9-like protein
Cellular component (GO): mitochondrion; cytoplasm; membrane
Molecular function (GO): N-acetyltransferase activity
Source: RefSeq, a predicted model, not a curated record